This is a messenger RNA of Silurus meridionalis, 2910 nucleotides long. RefSeq names its product E3 ubiquitin/ISG15 ligase TRIM25-like. The transcript has 3 exons. The record is from RefSeq and is a predicted model, not a curated record. Gene Ontology annotation, molecular function: zinc ion binding. The coding region runs from base 1563 to 2474 and encodes 303 amino acids. Lineage: Eukaryota; Metazoa; Chordata; Actinopteri; Siluriformes; Siluridae.
AUGCACCUGUAGUCAUACCACUAUGUGAAAUCAAUCAUAAGUAAAGCUUUGCCCCUUUUGGAAAAGCAAUUACAAGGCCCUGUGGAAAGCACGAUAUAAACAACAGAAAUAGUGUCUAAUAAAAAUGAUGAUAAAAUGUUGGAUCAGUAGAUCUUGUUCUUCUGAAACCUUCAUGAUCUAAGCAUUAAAUAUUGUUCGUUCCCAUUGUUCCCAUAAACUAUACAUUAAGAGUAAUGCAACAGUUAUUUACAACUCCAGUUCCAAAAAAGUUGAGACGCUGAGUAAAAUGUUAAUAAAAACAGAAUGCAACAAUUUGCAAAUCUCAUAAGACCAUAUUUUAUUUACAAUAGAUCAUAGAAUAUAUUUGAAAUGUUUAAAUUGAGGAAAUGUACCAUUUUAAGGAGAAAGUAAGUUAAUUAGGAAUUUAAUGGCUGCAACACUUCUCAAAAAAGUUGGCACAGGACCAUGUUUACCAUGUAGAAUCCCCUAUACGUCUGGAAACAACCUGUAUACAUCCGAGAACUGAGGAGACCAGUUAGUGGAAUUUUUUGCAUCAUUUGCAUCAUUUGCAUCCAUACCAUCAGAGAUGCAAGAUUUUGAACUGAGUGUUCAACAAGCUCUAUAAAGUUCCAGUCGAGAAGAUGCAGCAUCCAAAAAUAAUUUCAAUCCAUCUGACAAUUUUUCUAUUCAGCCUCAGUCCAUUUUAAACAGACUUUGGAAGUGUUUAUGGAUCAUGUUCACAAAUGGUUUAUUUGCAUGAUAGAACUUUAACCUGCAUUUGUGGAUGGAAGGUAAACUGUGUACACAAACAAUUAUUUCUAAAUAUUAUGUUGAGGACCAGUAUUCUGAAAAUGUCCCACAGUUUCAUCUGUUCCAAAAUACUUUUUCCAUUAUUUAUAUUAAAUACUCUUUUCAUACCCAAUCAUAUUAUCUACCUGUUGCCAAUUAAUCUAAUUAGUUGGAAAAUGUUCCUGUUUCUUUUCAGCAACAUUUACUUUUCCAGCCUUUUGUUGCCCCAUUCCAACAUUUUUUGGGACAUAUUUUUGCCAUCAAAUGUUUUUUUUUCUUUCCGAAAGGUUGUGAGUUAAAAUUCAACCACCAGCAAGCUGCCACUGCUGGGCCCUUGAGCAAGGCCCUUAACCCUUAACUCCUCAGUUAUAUAAAUGAGAUAAGUGUAAGUCACUCUGGAUAAGGGCAUCUGUCAGAUGCAGUAAAUGUGAUAUGAGCCUAUUUUUUCUUUAAAAUUGUAAAUUUCUUGACUUUAAACACGUGAUGUGUUUUCUAUGGUCUACUGUGAAUAAGAUAUGGGUUUAUAAGAUUUGCAAAUCAUUGCAUUCUCUUUUAAAUUCAUGUUACACUGCGUGAUUUUAGAUUUAAGAUUUAGCUUUUUAGUUUCUGUUCAGAGUUUUGAAAAAUGGCAUAAACUGAUGAAAAAAAUGCAGGUGGGAAACUGAUCCAUGCAUCACACAAUAGCACUGAAACCUGAGCAUCAGCUCUAAAACAUUUAUGGAAAUUCAGCACAGUUCAUUCAGUAGAGGGUCUUCAGCACUCCAAGAGUGGACAUGGAGGUUACAGAACGAGCACUAAAAUGUCCAAUCUGUGUGGAUGUUUUUACAAAACCCAUACGUCUUCCCUGUGGACACAACUUCUGUCGAUCCUGCAUCUUAAUCGUUUGGGACUUAGACGAUGACACAGAGGCAGGACCACGAUUCUGUCCUGAAUGCCAGAUCUUCCUUCCAUCUGAUCUGAAACUCAAUUUUAACACAAAAGUGGAGCAACAAGUACAGCCCACUAGCACUUAUGGACAUGUGGAAGAACAUACCGCAUCUGCAUCAAACAUCAUGUGUGAUCAGUGCAUUGAGAGAUCUUCAGUGGCUGUGAAAAACUGUCUGAACUGUGAUGCUUUGCUGUGUUCAGCUCAUACUCUCUGUCAUCAGAACAGGGAGCCACUGAGAGGACACACACUAAUUGAUCUGACCGAAGAUCUGCUUACUUAUAAGUGUCAGGAGCAUAAAGAGGAGAAGAGGCUGUUUUGCCAGGAUGACCAGACUGCUCUAUGCUCUCUCUGUGUGUUGUUCGGGACACAUAAGGGCCACAGGAUCAUACAGCUGAAAGAUGCAUGCUUGGAUUUCAAGAAAGCGCUGGAGGAAAGAGAUGCAGAGCUGCUGCAUAACAGACACCUGACUGAGUGUGCUUUAGAGGACCUGCAGCAUCUAGUUUCAGAGACAUCUUCAUCUGCUAAUGAAUGCAGAGUCAAGAUAGCAGAAACAUACACCCAAAUGAAAGCCUUGAUUGUAAAGGAUCAACAGCUGAUGAUUGAUAUUAUAGAAAUGGAAGAAGAUUACACUCAGAAGUGGUUGUUGUCUAAAAGAGAGUUUUUAGAGCAGCAAAUAAAAGACCUGAAUUCAUUAUUAAGUGAAAGCAAAGCUCUUCUGCAAGAAAAUGAUCAGCUAAAAUUCCUGAAGGUACUAUGACAAACUUUGUACUGAAUAUGCAUUUUAUAUGAAUAAUUUUAUUUUUUGUAUUAUUAUUUGAAGAUUGUGCAAAUAUUUUCCUUUUUCAGCAUUUUAAAAGGCACACAUUCAGGUGAGUAAAAUAUAUUGGCAAAACCUUAUUUUGUUAUAUAAAGUAAAAUCUUUGCAUAUUGUUAAAAAAAUCAUAAAUACAAAAACAAUUCUUUUUUUUUUUAAUUCAUGUAGCAGUGCAAAUUGUAAACCAACAGCACUGCCAUUAGUGAAUAUACACACAUGCAAGAUGGAAACAGUACAACAGUUGGUUAAAACCUUUUAUGAAACUGUGUUCCAAAUAACUAAGCGACUAUGGGCAAGUAUGUGCUUUUACAUAUUAAAAUACAUUCCUAACCUCUUUUAGGAUGAUAUAUGAGCAUACUAUGAUUUCUUUUUUCCAGAC